Messenger RNA from Brienomyrus brachyistius, 633 nucleotides. RefSeq lists its product as uncharacterized. The record is from RefSeq and is a predicted model, not a curated record. The transcript has 4 exons. NCBI's taxonomy places the organism in Eukaryota, Metazoa, Chordata, Actinopteri, Osteoglossiformes, Mormyridae. Bases 1 to 633 code for a protein of 210 amino acids.
AUGUGGUGUGAGAAGAAGGCCAUGGAAUCUCAAAAACCAAAAAAUGAGCCUUUAAUUUACCACAAGAGUUUUCAUGAUGAUAGGUUUUUUGUGUUUAGAGUGAAAAGGUCUGCUGGGCGUGUGGACAGAGAUCAGGAUGACAGUGCAGAGAGGGGUCUCGGUGACACUACCGUACCACUGCGACUCAAAGUACAGGGACACCAUCAAGCAUUGGUGCAUGGGGUAUCUGUGGAACAGCGCAUAUGGCCUCGGCAAAGGGCAGAGAUCAGGAUGACAGUGCAGAGAGGGGCUUCGGUGAUGGAACCGUACCACUGCGACUCAAAGUACAGGGACACCGUCAAGCAUUGGUGCAGGGGGUAUCUGUGGAACAGCGCGUAUGGCCUCAGCAAAGGGCAGAGAGUGAGUGAUAGUCUUCAUGGGCUGUCUGUCCCCGACGCCAUGGUGGCCAGUGUUGCUGGGGGUAAUGACAGCGGGUUUGACACGCACACCCUCAUCAGCGACAGUGGGAGGGGGGUCUUUGCCGUGAUACUCAUAGAGCUGGAAGGGAAAGACCAAGGCUGGCACUGUGUACUGCUGGUGAUGAGCAGGUCCCUGUACAUCCAACAGCCUAUGGAACCCAUAACCAGAUACUAG